GUCCCCGUGAACUUAAUUUGAACCCAGCCAACCGGAAGCGGCUGCGGCUUUCCUGCCCAUAUUUGACGCGCUUCGUAGGAGUAAUUCAGAGAGAGUUUGAGGCGAGCAGCAGCACUGCUAAUCACCGACUCGCCUUUGACAGCCAGUAACUGCCACACAUGCAUGGAGUAGUCCCCCCAACACCAGCACCACCAGUGGAGGAUUUGGCUUUGUUUCUCGCCCUGUUGAACAGGUGCUGUCUCAGCCACGAGCACAGCCGCUGCGGCGUGAAGCCCCUGAUUGGACAAAGAGUGAGAUAAAGACGGGCACAGAACAACUAUGAGCAGCUGUUGGCUCUGAGCCUCUGUGCGCGUGGAAAACAGUCGUGCUGAAGUGCAGGAAGCCGCCAAACCCUGAGUGAAGGUUAUGCUGCCCAAAAGCUGUCUGAGUCCCAGCGAGAAAGAGAAGGGCUAAAGCCGCACCGGUCCAAACCAGCUUCCCAGAGCCGGACUAACAGCAACUCUCCCCCUGCAGAGCCAUGAGCAACCCCAGCGCUCCCAACCAGGUUACAGACGCUGUUGCAUCAGUUGUUCACAGCCCAGAGGCUUCUACAGCCUCUCCGCUUCACGGUCCCCAGCGGCGGGAGGAGGAAGACGAGGGCGACCUGAACAAAGCUUUGGGCGUUCAGCGUUUUCAGCACAUCCUUCGUCCUGCUGCCUCUGUGCCCGACGAGCUGCUUCACUCCUAUCAUGAGGAGGACAUCGAGUACCACCGUCACUAUUCCCGUCACAUCCACCGGCCUCUGUCCAAGCUGCCGACUGAGGGGAGGAGGAAAAAGGGCUUCAAGAAAAGGAAAAAGGACAAGGAUCAUAAAGGCAGCCGUACGCCCCCUAGUGGCCCCAUAGAGGAGGGGGAGGAUGAGGAGGAAGAGGAGGAGGAGAGCAUCGAGGCGGCUUCUGCUCCAUCAGAGUCGGAGAAACCAAGAGAUGUGGAGUUUUUCUUGUCGGAUGAAGAUCAAGACUCCAGACGUGGCAACUCGGCCCGAGAGCUGAGCGUCGUUCCUCAGUCUGCUGCGAGGGCAGAAGCCGAAGAUGUAUCGACCACCGAUAAACCCGACUCGACCAGCUCCCCGAGCCCCGCCUCCCGCUCGGCUUCGCCUGAAAACCCGCCUCUGACUCGGGUUUCCUCCGCCAGCCGCAGCUACGACCUGCAGGAGCGCCGACGGACGGGCAACAUGACGGGCGCCGAGCAAGCAAAGUACCAGCGCAUCCCCACGGACGAGAGCGAAGCGCUGACGCUGGCCUCCGCCGACCUGGAUGGAAUCAAAAGUCAUCGAUUCGAGGAUGUCCCCGGCGUGCGCAGACAUCUCGUCAGAAAGAGCACCAAGGGGCAGGUGGUGCACAUCGGCAAAGACCACAAGGAGCCGACGACCCGCAGCAGGAAGCAGGACCGCACCCCCCAUGAGGUGUUUGUGGAGCUGAACGAGCUGACCAUCGACAAGAACCAGGAGAUGCAGUGGAAGGAGACGGCUCGUUGGAUCAAGUUUGAGGAGGACGUGGAGGAGGAGACGGACCGCUGGGGGAAGCCUCACGUUGCUUCGCUGUCUUUUCGCAGCUUGCUGGAGCUCAGACGGACCAUCUCCCACGGCGCGGUGCUGCUGGACCUGGACCAGAAGACUCUGCCGGGCAUCGCCCACCAGGUGGUGGAGCAGAUGAUCAUUUCUGAUCAGAUCAAAGCGGAGGACAGAUCCAACGUCCUGAGAGCUCUGCUGCUUAAACACAGCCACCCGAGCGAUGAAAAGGAGCACGUUAGCCAUUUCCCCAGAAACAUCUCAGCAGCCAGCCUCGGCAGCCUUUUAGCGCACCACCACACCCCCAACCACAACCAUCAGCUGGAGCCGUCCGUGACCGACCCCCUGAUGGGCUCCCUCAACUCCACGGCGGACAACGACACUCGCAUCGACAUGGACAGGAAUGACCUACAGCAGAAGGAGCCGAGUCUGGGGCCCGGCAUGCAUCGGUCCAAGUCCAAACACGAGCUGAAGCUGCUGGAGAAGAUUCCUGAAAACGCCGAGGCCACCGUGGUCCUUGUGGGUUGCGUCGAUUUCCUGGAGCAGGCCACGAUGGCGUUUGUGAGGCUCCAAGAGGCGGUGGAGCUGGAGUCCGUUCUGGAAGUACCCGUUCCUGUCAGGUUCCUCUUUGUUCUGCUUGGACCUCCAACCACCAGCAUGGACUACCACCAGAUUGGACGCUCGAUCUCCACCCUCAUGUCUGACAAGCAAUUUCACGAGGCGGCUUACCUGGCAGACGACAGGCAGGACCUGCUGAACGCCAUCAACAGUUUCUUGGACUUAAGCAUCGUCCUGCCGCCUUCAGAGAUGGGAGACGACGAGCUGCUGCGCUCUGUCGCCCGCUUUCAGAGAGAGAUGCUCCGUAAGAGGGAAGAACAAGAGCAAGUUAAGCUGCUAGCCAAGGAGCCCAAAAGCUUUGAGGACAAAGAGGCCCUCCUCAAACCUUCAAAAAAGUCAGACGACCCCUUGGCGCGCACGGGCCGCCCCUUCGGAGGGCUUAUAAGAGACAUCCAGCGUCGAUACCCCAAAUACAUCAGCGACUUCAAGGACGCCCUAAACAGCCAGUGCAUGGCUGCGGUUAUCUUCAUCUACUUUGCUGCUCUCUCUCCAGCAAUCACGUUUGGGGGUCUGCUAGGUGAGAAGACGGACGGGCUCAUCGGGGUUUCUGAGCUGAUUGUCUCGACUUCCAUCCAGGGUGUCUUGUUCUGCUUACUCGGAGCUCAGCCGCUGCUGAUCGUGGGCUUUUCUGGACCUAUUCUUGUCUUCGAGGAAGCCUUUUAUAGUUUCUGCGAUGCAAACAACAUGGAGUACCUGACGGGCCGCGUCUGGAUCGGCUUUUGGCUCAUCGUGAUCGUGGUCGUCACGGUGGCCUUCGAAGGCAGCUUUCUGGUGCGCUUCGUCUCCCGCUUCACCCAGGAAAUCUUCUCCUUCCUCAUCUCCCUCAUCUUCAUCUGCGAGACCUUCAUCAAGCUGGCCAGGAUAUUCAAGGAGCACCCGCUGAAACGCUGCUCCCUCAACAGCACCGCAGAAGGGGAAGCGUUUGCAGAAAACAUCACGGUGACGCAGAACAACAGCACCCAGGUCGUCACGGUUACCGGGGAGCCCAACACCGCGCUGCUCUCUCUGGUCCUCAUGGCCGGGACGUUUUUCAUCGCUUUUUACCUGCGCAAGUUCAAGAACAGCGCCUUCUUCCCCGGAAGGUUUCGCAGGAUUAUUGGAGACUUCGGAGUCCCCAUUGCCAUCCUCAUCAUGGUUCUGGUGGACUACAGUGUGGAAGACACGUACACACAGAAACUGAGCGUCCCCAGCGGGUUCUCUGUGACGAGUCCCGACAAACGAGGCUGGAUCAUCCAUCCUCUGGGCUCGGACGGCGAAUUUCCCAUCUGGAUGAUGUUCGCCUGCUGUUUGCCCGCUCUGCUGGUGUUCAUCCUCAUCUUCAUGGAGACUCAGAUCACCACGCUCAUUGUCAGCAAGAAGGAGCGGAUGCUGCUCAAGGGCUCCGGUUUCCACCUGGACCUCCUGCUGAUCGUGGUCCUCGGCGGCUGCUCCGCUCUGUUCGGCCUGCCGUGGAUGGCCGCCGCCACCGUUCGCUCGGUCACCCACGUCAACGCGCUCACGGUCAUGAGCAAAGCCGUCGCCCCCGGAGACAAGCCUCGCAUCCAGGAGGUGAAGGAGCAGAGGGUCACCGGCCUCCUGGUUGCCAUCAUGGUUGGUAUGUCCAUUGUGAUCGGUGACCUGCUGCGUCAGAUCCCCCUGGCCGUGUUGUUUGGCAUCUUCCUCUACAUGGGGGUGAUGUCGCUCAAUGGCAUCCAGCUAACAGAGCGAAUGCUGCUGCUGCUCAUGCCACCAAAGUAUCACCCUGACCACACCUACGUACGCAAGGUUCGUACGUGGCGCAUGCAUCUGUUCACCUGCAUCCAGGUGGUGUGUUUGGUCGUUCUCUGGUUGGUCAUGUCCACUCAGGCGUCUCUGGCUUUCCCUUUCGUCCUCAUCCUCACCGUCCCUGUCAAGAUGUUUGUGCUGCGUCGCAUCUUCAAUGAAAGAGAGAUGACAUGUCUGGAUGGCGAUGAUGCAGAACCAAAGUUUGACGAGCGCGACUGUCACGACGAGUACUCUGAGAUGCACAUGCCGGUGUAGCUGCGCUGCCGAGCCUCCAAUCACCACUGAGCUGAACUCCACUGAACACCGAAACCUGUCAAACCAGUGAGCUCUGGGUCAGAAACUUGAAUUAAAAAGCCCGCUGGAGGGCCUGGUCAAUAAUGCCUCCAUCUGGGCGCCUUUUUGUGCUGGAUAGCGUCAGGUUUCUGUGUCUCAACAGAACAAAGUGAAGAGAUUUAGCUUCUUCUUCUUUUUUUUCCCAUGACUUUAUUUAAACAUUUAUUUCAGGGGAGAUAAUAUUCCAAAUGAAACAAAGUGAUCACAAACUAAAUAAUAUAUAGCAGUACAUGUGUGUGCAAAACCGAUUAGUUUUUAGCCCUGAAAGGUUGCUAUGAUUCACAUUGAAUAUGUGGAAGAUAUCUAGGAUACAUUCCUGUAAUAUUAACAUGUUGUUAGUGCUAGUCAUGUUAUGUUUUUCCUCUUCCUUUCAAACCCACUAAGCGCCUUAUGAAGGAAAUAAGAUAUACUGAGCUGUUUUUUCCCACCUCAUUCUGUCUGGUUUUAGACAGUCAAUCACUUUAAACACAAUGCUUGUAGCACUUUUCAUGAGAAACCAAAUCUGAACUGUAUUGUAUGUAAUUAUUUUAGCUGCUUAGUGGUCUUAUAAACCUCAAACUGUGAUGUUGCUUUAGAUAAUGGAUUUUUAGCCCGCUCUUUCAUUAUUAUUUUUUUUUUUUAAUGUGGGGAUGCUGCAGUUUAAAUCAAAUUCAGUGCCUGCAGUGAUGCAAGACGACCAGCAGAGGGAGAUCUUGGAUUACUGUUAUGUUUCACCAAAAAAACCCGCAAUUAUGUUGUUACAUUAAUGCCAUGAAAUCAUGUUUCUAAUCAUGCAGAGUUCAUUGUUUUUAAUUUAAAAUGUCACCAUGGUAUCGUAAAUACACUUGAGUUGUCUACAUGCACAUGUGCAGGGCACUAAUGUUCAAAUGUUUUCACUCGGUGAGGCUGGUUUAUGGGAGAUGCUGUAAAUUUAUCACUACUUGUCCAAGUGCCAAACAUCUACUAUGUGGGAUGCAGUCAGAAUAAUAAGCUGUAGCAGUUUUGGUCAUCUCUGAUUUUUCUUGUUCUGACACUCUUAAAAACAUUCCAGAUUUUAAUGUUGUUUUUAUUAAGUAAAGGUUUAAUCAUUUCAGUUAAAACCAAAUUUCUGCCCAGACUGUGCAGAAAAUGCUAAUAACUGAUGCAUAUCUGCAAGGGAAGGCUUUUUAAACGAUGUUUUAUUCUAUUUAAUUUGUUUUAAUGGUUUGCAUCAUGUUGCAUCAGUGUGACAUGGACCGGUUAAAGCUUUGACUGUGUCAAAUACCUUAACACUGUCUGACUUCUGUUACAGCCACAUAUGUAUGUCAAACACUACUUUCCCCCUUUUUGAGUCGUCCCGCCUCAUCCUGACAGAGACAGUGCCUUUUUUUUUGAGUCAAAAGUCGCACAAAGUCUCAAGUGCCUGUGUGUGUGUGUGUGUGUGGGGGGGAGUGGUGAUCCACGACUGGCGCAUGUUACAGUGUUCAGCACUUUUCAAUCAAACAUCUCUGAAUUAUGCAUCUGCUGUUUGUUUAAUGAGUUCUACAGAAGGUUUAUCUGCUUUUACUGUGUACAGACACUCAGCUGCGCUUUAUGUACGACAAAGGUUUGUUAGAGGUGCCGUUUUUUUUUUUUUGUGCAGUCUGUGUCGUUUCUGAUCAGUGUGCCUCUGUAGCUGCAGAUUUUGUGAUCAAGUCGUUACGAAGUGCGUAGGUUUGUUUCUGUUGCAAUAUGAAGUCCUCGAAGCUGUCGCUGAUGAGUUGUGCAUCGAUGGUUCCGAUAUUGAUGACAAAUAAAAGUUAUUUUCUAUUUA
This is a messenger RNA of Fundulus heteroclitus (mummichog), 6035 nucleotides long. RefSeq names its product solute carrier family 4 member 2b (gene slc4a2b). The record is from RefSeq and is a predicted model, not a curated record. Gene Ontology annotation, molecular function: solute:inorganic anion antiporter activity; monoatomic anion transmembrane transporter activity. Gene Ontology annotation, cellular component: basolateral plasma membrane; apical plasma membrane; plasma membrane. The coding region runs from base 518 to 4186 and encodes 1222 amino acids. Gene Ontology annotation, biological process: monoatomic anion transport; bicarbonate transport; transmembrane transport. The transcript has 25 exons. NCBI's taxonomy places the organism in Eukaryota, Metazoa, Chordata, Actinopteri, Cyprinodontiformes, Fundulidae.